This is a messenger RNA of Trypanosoma rangeli, 1470 nucleotides long. RefSeq names its product metallo-peptidase, Clan ME, Family M16. Gene Ontology annotation, cellular component: mitochondrion. Gene Ontology annotation, molecular function: metal ion binding. The record is from RefSeq and is a predicted model, not a curated record. The transcript has a single exon. The coding region runs from base 1 to 1470 and encodes 489 amino acids. Lineage: Eukaryota; Euglenozoa; Kinetoplastea; Trypanosomatida; Trypanosomatidae.
AUGUCUGUCAGCUUCUCCACACUUGUGCAGCGCGCACGGCCGGCAUCCAACCAUGCGACGACGCAGGCGCUGCAGGAGGUGAUUGCGAAAAUUCCUCCCACCAACCUCAGCACCGUCGGGAAGGGUGUGCGGGUGGCGUGCGAGGAGAACCCCCUCGCGACAAUCGCCACCGUUGGGGUGUGGCUCGACGCGGGCACGCGCCACGAGCCGGCGCAGUACGCGGGGACCGCGCGCGUGCUGCAAAAGUGCGGGCUGCUCGGAACGACAAACCAGACGGGGUCGCGGAUUGCCAAGGCGCUCGAUGAGCUGGGUGGGCAAAUCAGCGUGCAGGUGGGCCGCGAACAGACCCAUCUGUACAUGCGUGUGGCGAAGCAGAACACAGAGCGGGCCGUUGGUCUACUUGCAGACGUGGUGCGUAAUGCCCGCUGCACCGAUGAGGACCUUCAGGCCGCGAAGCGGGCCGUGCUGCAGGAGCAGCACGAGUUUGAACAGCGGCCGGACGACAUUUGCAUGGACAACCUGUACCGCUGCGCCUUUGAUAGCACCUCCCACGGCCUUGGCACGCCCCUAUACGGCACGGAGGCCGGCGUCGAACAGCUGACGGCGGAGCAGCUCAGGUCGUACCGCACCAGCGUCCUCAACGCGAACCGCGUGGUUGUCGUUGGCAGCGGCGCGGUUGAACACACUACCCUGGAGCGCGCUGCCAACAGCCACUUUGGUGAUCUCGAACCACCCCCCGCAAAGGCGGUCUCCCUUCCGGAGGCGCGCUUCAUUGGCGGCGAGUACAAGUUGUGGAACCUGCGCUAUAAGACCGUUCACAUCGCCUGGGGCUUCGAAACGUGUGGGGCGACCUGCGGGGACUCCCUGCCGUUGGCCCUUGCGUGUGAGAUUCCCGGCCCGUUUCACCGCUCACAGCACGAGUUGGGGCAGCACGCGAUGCAUCGCGUACUGAAGACGUUCUCCUCCCUCGACCACAGCACCCCGACGAACACGCACUUUAACGAGAAGUGCAUCGAGAUUGCGAAUCCCUUUCUGCAGCAGUACAAGGAGACGGGUCUGUGCGGCAUGUACAUUGUGGGUCGUCCGGCGCAGAGUGGCCCAGGCGACGCAGGUGCCAUGAUUGAGGUCUUCCAGUACACUAUGGCGGAGUGGUGCCGCAUUUGCCAAAAAAUGCUGCACCAGAACGAGCUUGAGCAGGCCAAGGUAAACCUCAAGUCUCAGCUCCUCUUCAACAUGGACGGCAGCAGCAACUCCGCCGAGGACAUUGGCAGGCAGGUCCUGCAGUACGGCCGCCGUAUUCCGCUGACGGAGAUGUACGGCCGCAUCGACGACGUGACCCCGACCAACGUGCAGGAGGUGCUGCAGCACUACUUUUACAGCCGCAAGCCGGUGUACAGCUACCUUGGCUACUGCGCCAACAUUCCUGGCUACGACUGGACGCAGCACUGGUCAUACAAGUACUGGUACUAG